AUGUCAACCUGCAACAACGUUGUUGAUUUCAUAAAAGACUUGACCCCCAUGGUUGUCAAGUCUGACUGGAAAGUAAAUGUUCGAAUCCUCUACGUAUGGACAACAACUUUUGGGGUGCACUCAUCCGUCGAAGCUUUACUUAUGGAUGAAGAGGGUAGUAAAAUUCAGACUUCUGUCUACAAAAAACUCAUGUGGAAAUUUCAAAAAUUUCUUGAAGAUGGAGAGGGAGAAACCAGAAAAAUCACCAAUUUUGAUUUGGCUGAAAAUACGGGAAAUUACAAGUCUAACAAGCAUCCCUACAAAAUUGCUUUCAUGCGCAACACAAGGGUGGAACCAUGUACCAAUGAGUCCAUCCCGAAACAUUCAUUUGAAUUCGUCCCUUUCGGUUACAUACAUGACAUGAAUCCUAUUAAGAAUGAUUAUCUCAUAGAUGUCAUUGGUGAGAUUGUAAGGGGGACGAAAAUGAAGGAUGAAAUGGGUAGCAAGAUUUUAGACAUCGAGCUAGAAGAUUUGGAAAAGAACAUACUCCAAGUGACCCUCUGGAAUGAGCUUGCAGUAAAAGUGAGAAACUACAUGGAUAAUAAAACCGGACGUGUACUUUUUGCGUUGAAAUUUGGCAUUAUUAAAGAGUUUAAUGGAAAACGGUAUGUACAAAAUGCCAAAUUUGGUGGAAAAGUUUUCCUUGAUCUUGACAUUGAUGUGUUCAACUCUUACCGACAAAGGAUGCUUGAUGUUGAUGGUUUGGGGAACGAUUCAAAUCGUAUUACCCAAAUGGAUUCCCAGACAACAAUCACAAAACGUGAUGCUUUUCUCAAUGGUUUCCAGCGAAUGAACCUUUCCGAAAUUGCAUUAGUUGAAGAGAAUACAACAUGUGUUGUACUUGCAACAAUAGCAUGCAUCAAACAAAAUGGAGAUUGGUCCUAUAUAGGAUGCAAAAAAUGUCACAGAAGGGCUGAAAGGGCAACCAGUUACCAAUCAUCAGGAAAGCAUGAUACUGAUUCUGAAAUUAGUCAAGACACAGGUGUGUACACAGGGUUUAAAUGCGCCCAAUGCAAAAAUGAGCGUGCCGCUGUUUCACCAAUGUUUAAGAUUAAUGUUCGGGUUAUCGAUUCCACCGGAUGUGCCACGUUUCUCUUAUGGGAUAAUGAUGUCAAGCAUUUGAUUCAUAGGACAACACUAGAAUUAAGGAGAAAACAAGCUGAGAUGAAAACUGAGUUAACUGUCCUAAAUUUGGCAUCGAAAAUGCAGAGUACACAAGAAGACGACGCUUACCCGAUUGAAAUCAAUGCAAUGCUUAAUAAACAGUGUCUGUUCAAGCUUGAUAUCUCGUCGAGCAAUAAUCCUAACUUACCAUCUGAUAUAAAGGUCGCAAAGAUGACUAAUGACCCGGACAUAAUCAGUGAGUUCUUGGCCAUCCAUAGACAAGACAUGGGAGGUGGGUCUGAUAUGACAACUACUCCAGCGAGGAAUAACACAAGAGUUACCGAAGAAUCUAAGAAUAUUGCAUCUCAAUCAGGAGAUUCUGAACAAGUUAAUGAAGAAUUGGUCACUACUGCAAGUAGUCCAAUUAGCAAAGCAAAGAUGAAAAAUCUUGAUACUCCACCUUCAACUGUUCAAUCAGCAAAUACCCGCAAAAGGAAGAUGGUGUUGGAUGAUGAUGAGUAG
Molecule: messenger RNA, 1665 nt
Organism: Oldenlandia corymbosa var. corymbosa
Lineage: Eukaryota; Viridiplantae; Streptophyta; Magnoliopsida; Gentianales; Rubiaceae
Source: the annotation of a GenBank genome assembly